Molecule: messenger RNA, 2524 nt
Organism: Neltuma alba
Lineage: Eukaryota; Viridiplantae; Streptophyta; Magnoliopsida; Fabales; Fabaceae
Product: protein LYK5-like
Exons: 1
Coding region: 82-2088 (668 amino acids)
Biological process (GO): protein phosphorylation
Molecular function (GO): protein kinase activity; ATP binding
Source: RefSeq, a predicted model, not a curated record
ACCAAAAACAAAGACGCGUUCUUCCAUUCCAUCAUAUACAUACAGCCGUGAGAUAAAAGAACUCGAACCAGAAUCCAUUUCAUGAUUUCAUCUCAGAAGGAGCAAGUAGACACCACACCAAUGGCUAAAUCUCUCUGGGUUUCUCUGGUUCUGUUGGUGUUCUUGAAUUCUCAGAUUCCUUCUUCACAAGCUCAGCAAGAGUACGUCAACAACAAGCAACUAGACUGCGACAGUGGUGUCACCUACAAUGCCACCUUAGGCAAUCUCUGCAAUGGCGUCUCUCGUUCCUGCAAUUCUUAUCUCACUUUCCGAUCAAUCUCUCCUCUCUACAACACUCCUUCCUCCAUAGCUUUUCUCCUGAACUCCACACCCAUUGCCAUAGCCAAAGCCAACAACAUCUCCGACGUUGCUCCCAUCCCCGACAACACCAUGGUCAUCGUCCCCGUUAACUGCUCCUGCUCCGGCAGGUACUACCAGCACAACGCCUCCUACGUCUUGAAGCAACAAGGAGAAACAUAUUUCAGUGUUUCUAAUAAUACCUAUCAGGCUCUCACUACUUGUCAAGCGAUUGAAGCUCAGAACACUUAUGAUAAGCGGAAUCUCCUUGCUGGGAUGAAUUUGAAUGUGCCUCUUCGGUGUGCAUGUCCCACGAGGAAGCAGGAAGAUUCUGGGUUUAAGUAUUUGCUCACCUAUUUGGUCGCUCUAGGAGAAUCGGUGGCUUCCAUUGGUGGUCUGUUUGGGGUCGAUGAACAGAGCGUUUUGGAUGCCAACGAGCUUUCUUCGACUUCUAUUAUUUUCUAUUUCACGCCAAUCACGGUUCCUCUGAGAAAAGAGCCCGAUCCAAUCAAAGUGGCCUCUCCUCCUCCUCCGUCGCCGCCGCCGCCUCCUCCUACUACAGCGAGCUCUGCUGACUCUAGCUCUUCCAAGAAAUGGGUCAUCGUCGGAGUCACGGUCGGAGCUGUUCUUAUUCUUCUCCUUGGCCUGUCGGGAUUUCUCUUCUGCUACCGCCGCCGCCGCCGUCAGCGGAAAUCUCAGCUGCCUUCUUUGGCUCCGACAUCAACCGAAACCACCAAGAAGACCACAGACUCUGGUACAACGCAGUCAUGGUCUAUUUCUUCGGAAGGAAUUCGCUACGCCAUUGAUUCGUUGACAGUUUACAAAUUCGAGGAUUUGCAGAAAGCGACGAGUUUCUUCAGCGAAGCUAACAAGAUCAAAGGAUCUGUGUACAGAGCAACUUUUAAAGGAGACGACGCUGCCGUUAAAAUCUACAAAGGCGACGUGUCGAAAGAGAUUAGCAUUCUGAAGCGACUCAACCACACCAACAUCACGAGGCUCUCCGGUUUCUGUGUCCACAAAGGAGACACUUAUCUGGUUUAUGAGUUCGCCGAGAAUGGCUCACUCGACGAUUGGCUUCAUCCUAACGACAGAAGCAAAAACAAGUUUCAGAAUUCAUCUUCGACCCUAAAUUGGAGACAGAGGGUUCAGAUUGCUCACGAUAUAGCUGAUGCAUUGAAUUACCUUCACAACUACACCAACCCUCCUCAUAUCCACAAGAAUCUCCAGAGUCGGAAUGUGCUUCUGGAUGGGAAUUUCAGAGCCAAAGUUUCAAACUUUGGAUUAGCAAGAGAAUUAGAUGAUGAAGAGGGUGGAUUUCAAGUGACAAGGCAUGUGAUAGGCACACAAGGGUAUAUGGCACCAGAGUAUAUGGAGAACGGAGUGAUAACUCCAAAAAUGGACGUUUUUGCACUUGGGGUUGUGAUUCUGGAGCUGAUAUCAGGGAAGGAAGCCAUUGUUGGGGAUGAGAAGCUUCUGUCCUCGUGUGCGAGGGAGGUGGUUGAAGGAGAGAAUGUGAGGGAGAAGCUUCGAGGAUUUGUGGAUCCAAGUUUUGGGGAUGAAUACCCAUUGGAUUUGGUAUACUCCAUGGCACAAGUUGCUAAACGCUGUGUUGAACAAGACAUUAAUUCGAGACCAGGCAUUUCUGAGGUGCUCACGACACUGUCCAAGAUUCAGUCAUCUACGCUUGAUUGGGAUCCUUCCGAUGAACUUGACAGGUCAAGAUCUGUUAGCCAAGUGUCUGAAGCCAGGUAGACAGACGUCAAUGGCUACUGGAGACUGGAGACAGAGACACAAUCAAAUAAGUCUCUCUCUCCAAAAUUCUCAUACCCUUGAAUCCAUCUAGAGUGGCGCCUCAUGCUCAUGGGACAUGAGAGCUUCCUUCUCAUUUUUGGCUGCUCACUUUUGCAGCAUUAUUAUCAAUCUGUGAUCACGGGUGAUUAUUGCUCCGCAUAAAGAGUGUUGAUUUGUUGAUUCGGUUGGUUUGAUGUCUUUGUUAAUGGGCAACCUUGGAAACCUCUUGUCGCCACUGGGGGGCUAACUUUCUCUGUACACUUGAAAUUUUCUGUUGGACUGAAAUUUGUAGAAAAUAAUGUAAUACCAUUUAUCAUGAAUUUGCAAAAACUUAGAGCAUGUUUGAAGAGAAGUUGAUCUCUAUGGAUUUGAUUUGAGGCAAGGAAGUUUCAAUUUA